Aspergillus alliaceus is the source of this 761-nucleotide messenger RNA. RefSeq names its product tubulin-binding prefolding complex subunit PAC10. The transcript has 3 exons. The record is from RefSeq and is a predicted model, not a curated record. Lineage: Eukaryota; Fungi; Ascomycota; Eurotiomycetes; Eurotiales; Aspergillaceae. Gene Ontology annotation, biological process: protein folding; tubulin complex assembly; microtubule-based process. Bases 61 to 675 code for a protein of 204 amino acids. Gene Ontology annotation, molecular function: tubulin binding. Gene Ontology annotation, cellular component: cytoplasm; prefoldin complex.
UUUCCCUCUUUCCUUCCAAUUUCUUUCCUGUCAGACUUCAACCCAGUCUGACACGCCACAAUGGCAACCCAAAAAUCCCCAACAAUAACACCCGAAACAAACCCUCGCGGGAUCCCCUCUGCACCCUUCAUCGACAAUGUCUCCGACUACGUCUCCACACGCGCCGACGUGGAGCCCACGCUCCGCUCCUUCCAAGAAAUGAUCUCCAAGUACCAAUUCAUGGAAGUCAACACACAGCGCCGCGCCGCGGGCCUUCGCGAAAAAAUCCCGGAUAUCAAGAAGACGCUGGAAAUGGUCAGGUUUCUUAAAUUGCGCAAAGAUAGCAAUGGGGCGCCUUUGGAGACGAAUUUCGAGUUGAAUGAUACACUCUAUGCGCGCGCGACGGUUAACCCUGCAGAUACUGAGGAGGUGUAUCUCUGGCUUGGGGCAAAUGUGAUGUUGGCUUAUCCGAUUGGGGAGGCGGAGACGAUGUUGGCGGAUAAGUUGGCGACGGCGGAGACUAGUCUGGCUAAUUGUGAUGAGGAUUUGGAGUUUUUGAGGGAGCAGAUUACGACGAUGGAGGUUGCUACGGCUCGUGUCUAUAACUGGGAUGUGGUGCAGCGUCGGAAAGACAAGGCGGAGGGUAAGGGGGACGAUGAUGAUGACACCACAGGAAAGAGAACCCCUGGUGGUUAAAGUCAGUUUUCAUGGUUGUGUCGAUUAUGGUUUAAAAAAUAUCUUCAUUUAUUCGAUUUGCAUAUAUCCUAGUCAGGGCGGGAAAG